Melampsora larici-populina 98AG31 is the source of this 1146-nucleotide messenger RNA. RefSeq lists its product as uncharacterized. The record is from RefSeq and is a predicted model, not a curated record. The coding region runs from base 1 to 1146 and encodes 381 amino acids. The transcript is spliced from 3 exons. Lineage: Eukaryota; Fungi; Basidiomycota; Pucciniomycetes; Pucciniales; Melampsoraceae.
AUGCGUUUUCGUGAAUCUAAAAAGAAGUUGGGUGCUCGCGUUCGCUCUGCGCUCGGUAGACUCAAGUAUCCAAAAUCAAGUAUUGGAUUAUCAAACUUGAUGAACGGCGACAUGACAUUGCUUCGAGCAGUCUCGCCGACGCCAUUGCCGGUGUUAACUCUACCAUCUAUAUCUCACCGGUUAGCUGCGAGCACGUUAUUCGACGGCAUGAUGCGCAAUUCGAUAAUGUUUCUCGAGAUCUUGGGAGGACUAUCCCACUUAUCCCACAUUGGUUUGUACUCUGUGCCAUCUUUCUAUCAUCAGCCUCAAAGCUUGGUCAAAUGCACGGACGUUCAAGCACCCAAUCAAUCACCCGAAGAGGUCUCUGAAAUGGAUAGCUCCACUACACUCAAUAAGGCGCUGGAGCGUGAGGGGCUACUUGACUCUCCUAUUCACCUUUGUUUGGCGUCAAUCAUCAAUUCUCCCGCUGAGCUACAUCUGCCGACACUCUCUACUGCCUCUCCGGUGGUUCAUCCAGGCCUACUACGUUCACAUAAAUCGGGGCCAUUUACACCUGAGUUUGUUAUAAAUCCCGUAGAAGAUACCCCGGAGUGUACAACAUCAAUCACUACUCCUGAAGCGGAUGGCUGCUUUCCAAAGACUGAGCCAUUGGUCCAACAACUACCUUCUCGCUCCAGCUCCCCGAGUUCGGUGUAUUCACAAAAAUCCUACACUGCGCCAUCAACUGAAGAGAUUCCAGUUACUCCAGAGAAUCCUGCUUCCCGAGCGCUGAAAAUGAACGUCUCUCCUGUACGCCAGUUCUUACGUCGACGAGGUCCUAUUCCAACUACCCAACCUUUGUCUUCCAAACUUCUACAAUCAAUCAUGUCACCUAAGAGCAAUAAAUCUGCAUCAAUCGGAAGUACAUGUACAGCCUCAGAGUCGGACGAUGAGCUAAGCAACUACCUCGAACAAUUAUGUCCUGGUGGUGGACCAAUGGAUCAAUACGUCCUUGAAGACGCGGAAUCGGAGCCGGUAUUGUUGCCGACCAGAACUGAGCCUUUGCGGAUUGUGUACCGAACGUUGUCAAGAAGAUCGGCCAACUCUUCAGUGUCUACCUUUAUGACCGACAUAACUGGCUAUCUAUCAAACUCGUCGUUGGAAUGA